Molecule: messenger RNA, 605 nt
Organism: Folsomia candida
Lineage: Eukaryota; Metazoa; Arthropoda; Collembola; Entomobryomorpha; Isotomidae
Exons: 5
Coding region: 67-480 (137 amino acids)
Source: RefSeq, a predicted model, not a curated record
CUGUAUCAUCGAAUUGUACGGCAGACACAAGACAACGUAAAGGCAAGCCACUACUUUGCAGAAAUCAUGAGGAGCAAAUAUGGAAAAAUGUUUCAGCUGCUCUUAGCACUUGGAUUAGUGAACCUUUCGUGCGCUAUCAAGGAGGACCACGGUUUAAUGGAUCUGAUGGAAAUAAGUGUUAAGAAACCGUCAGAACCUGUCUUGGCUGAGAAUGAGAAAAUUUUCCCAGCAAGGAAAAAUCGUGCACCUCGUCAGCAAAGGUGGCCUUUCGUUGUUUACGGCGGGUGUUCAGCCAGGCCGCGACUUAUUGAAAAUAUUCCAGGCGUUGCUGAGACCGUUAACGUAAUUGGCCCUGACCAAUAUGAUGAAGAGGACAAACUACACCAAUUCACCGAGGCUGAUUUUGAGUUAAACGGCGAGCCGAGUGUAGUUGAUAUGAUCAUGUCAAGUCUUCAUCAUCGUCCUUAUCAGCAGAAUUAGAAAUCUUGUUCUCCUCAAGAUAAUAAAUUAUCGAAAGGAUAAUCGGAACCGUAAAUAUUUAUUUAUUUAUGUACAUAAAUAAAAUCACAAUAUUAAUUGUGAAAAUUAUAACAUAAAUUUUAACA